This is a messenger RNA of Megalobrama amblycephala (Wuchang bream), 1186 nucleotides long. Its product is annotated as fibroblast growth factor receptor 1-A-like. Gene Ontology annotation, molecular function: fibroblast growth factor binding; fibroblast growth factor receptor activity. Bases 1 to 1131 code for a protein of 376 amino acids. Gene Ontology annotation, cellular component: plasma membrane. Lineage: Eukaryota; Metazoa; Chordata; Actinopteri; Cypriniformes; Xenocyprididae. The record is from RefSeq and is a predicted model, not a curated record. The transcript is spliced from 8 exons.
AUGGGCUUUGGCGCUGUAUGCAAUUGGCACAUCAACUGCCUCAAGUUACUAGCAGUACUGCUGGUCCUGCACCAGUUUCGACCGUUGGUGCAGGGCAAGCAUGUGCUGGUCCGGACGAACAACACAGAGAUGGUGACAGGACCUGAUACUCUCCCUGAAAUCCCUGAAAUGGGGCACCCUGUGGCACCUGUGUCCAGAUUGCAGAUGUCCCAGCUAUUUUAUGGAGAGCUGAGCUGGAUGCAAACAGAAUCCUUGAUGAUAAUGAUGAUGAAGACCAUGCUGCUGCUGAUCUCAGUACUCCUAACUCAGGCUCUUCAGUCCCAUGGCAUAUCAGCCACCCAAGAUGAGGAUGGAUUUGAUUACUCUGAAAAUGAUGAUGAAGCAAUGGCGCCCUACUGGACUCGUCCUGACAGGAUGGAGAAGAAACGACACACGGUUCCCACCAGUUAUACUGUAAGGUUCUAUUGCCACGCCAACGGUAACCCUACACCAACGCUCAAGUGGCUCAAGAACGGCAAAGAGUUUAAGAGAGAUCAGCGAAUAGGAGGAUUCAAGGUUCGAGAGCACAUGUGGUCCAUCAUAAUGGAGUCGGUGGUACCGUCAGACAAAGGAAACUACACCUGCAUGGUGGAAAACAAAUACGGCAGCAUCAAUCACACCUACCAGCUCGAUAUAGCUGAGCGUUCACCACACAAGCCAGUCCUUCAGGCCGGGUUGCCUGCUAACCGUACAGUAGUGGUGGGCAGUGACGUGGAGUUUAAGUGUAAAGUCUACAGCGAUCUUCCGAUUCACAUGCAGUGGCUGAAGCACAUUGAGGUGAACGGCAGCAGCGUUGGCCCUGACGGACUGCCGUACGUUCGGAUUUUGAAGACGGCAGGCGUCAACACUACACAUAAGGAGAUGGAGUUACUGCAGAUCAGGAAUGUGGCUUUAGAGGAUGCUGGAGAGUACACCUGCUUGGCUGGGAACUCUAUCGGCCACUCCCAUCACUCUGCAUGGUUGACUGUCUAUGAAGUGCCCAGUGCCCAGGACAUGAUUCCAGCAUCAUCCUCCAGUCCAGCUGGGCUGGUCCUAUGCCUGUCUUCUGUACUGUUACCUGCCCUGUUACUGGUGUUUUCCCCCUUAUGGUAGUUUGUGUUCAUUUGUUUGUAUUUUGAACCAAAUAAAGUCCACCAUUUCCUCUGUA